Messenger RNA from Anoplopoma fimbria (sablefish), 2115 nucleotides. It is a transcript of the gene zbtb8a, whose product is annotated as zinc finger and BTB domain containing 8A. The coding region runs from base 134 to 1561 and encodes 475 amino acids. NCBI's taxonomy places the organism in Eukaryota, Metazoa, Chordata, Actinopteri, Perciformes, Anoplopomatidae. The transcript has 4 exons. The record is from RefSeq and is a predicted model, not a curated record. Gene Ontology annotation, biological process: regulation of transcription by RNA polymerase II. Gene Ontology annotation, molecular function: protein binding; RNA polymerase II cis-regulatory region sequence-specific DNA binding; DNA-binding transcription factor activity, RNA polymerase II-specific.
CACAGUGCUCCAGUCGCUCUAACCGGGUUUCGGUCUUUAGGGCUGAGCAGGAAGUGCCUGACUGUGGACCCUGGACGAGAAAAAAAAGAAAGAGCACAGGGGGAAAAAAGGCAAACGAUAUUUAAAAAAAAAAAUGGAAAUGGUGGCAGACUUGGGGGCGAGUAGACUCUAUCGGGCGCCGGGUGAAUCAAGUCACCAGCAGCCUCAGAGGUGGUUCAACACUGCUGACAUCACAGUGGCUCACCAAAGCAGCCUGCUGAAGCAACUCAACCAACAGCGCCGCCAGGAGCUUUUCUGCGACUGCAGUGUGCUGGUGGAGGGCCAGCUCUUCAGGGCCCACCGCAACGUCCUGUUCGCCAGCAGCGGUUACUUCCGCAUGUUGCUGUCUCAGGGGCCCGACGGGCUGGUUGACUCUGUCAACGCCACCUUUGACGUCUUCAGCCCUGAGACCUUCACCGUCAUCCUGGAUUUCAUCUACUCCGGCCAACUCGACCUCUCGAGUCACAAUGUGAUUGAGGUAAUGUCUGCAGCCAGUUACUUGCAGAUGAACAAUGUCAUAAAUUACUGCAAGAACUUCAUAAAAUCCUCCUUGGACAUCAGUGUGAAAGAUGAAGACAGUGACCGCUGCAUUAGCUUGUCUGAGACCUGCAGUUUUACAAGUGGAGCAGGAGAAGAGACCUCGGAGCAGCAGCAGCAAGGCCCCAGCUCUGUCAGCCCACCACCGGCGCUCUGGACCAGGGACAACUCACGAUCCCAGUGUGGCUUUAUGGGGAAGGACCCAGACCAGGAGUCAUUGGCCUCAGCCCUGAAGACUAACCCAAGCAGCCCUGCUGAGGAUCUCAAUGCAGAGGCAGAGGACCUGCAGGACCCUCAGGAUCCUCUGUACACAUUGCCUGGAUCAGAGCGCCGGCGAGGUAAAGGGGGAACCAAGAGGAGAGCAUCGAACAGCGCUCGGUCCAACCAACUUGAAGACUUAGACAUUGAGGAGGCGAGGACUAAAAAGGCUGAAAAGGCAGAAGAGCUGUAUGCUACCCUACCACCUAUUGUGGGUGUCAUUGGACACUUUAAUAAAGACUCCAAUCCCAUUAUGCGCUUCAAAUGUCCCUUUUGCACACACACAGUGAAAAGGAAGGCAGACCUGAAACGUCACUUGCGAUGCCACACGGGAGAGAGGCCAUACCCCUGUCAGGCAUGCAAUAAACGCUUUACACGCCUGGAGCAUCUUCGUAGCCAUUUUGAGACGAUACAUCAAGCCAGGAAGCUAGUGUGCAGGAAGUGUAAGUGUCAGGUCACGGAGGACACUGGGCAUGUGGUGUGUGAGGGAACACGCCGCUACCGCAUUUGCACCGCAUGCAUCCAGGAAGUGGAUUGUGAUGAAAUCCCCAUGGACAGUCUAGAUGGUGCCAAUGAGGAGCCAGCCCUCUUAUUGGGGGUGGACGGGGAAGAGGAGGGGGACAGCAAGAGGAGCUGGAUGCUAACCGAUGACGACGACUUGGCUGAAGACUCGGGGGCCGACCUCAUCAUCCAACAAGUGGACGACAGUGAUGAGGAGCUGCAGUGAAAGAAAACCAAAGUGUGUGUGCAGAGGCAUGCAUGGAUAAUAACCUUUGUGUGUGUAUGUGUGUGCUUAAGCCAUGCAAGAGAAUUUAUGCAUAAAAUAUGUGAUCCACUAAUGUAAAUACACAUGCUUAAUAUAUGUUAGUUGUCUAUUAGUUAAAUACAACUGGUUCAUAGUUACUUUUAAUGAUAUGUUGAUCUUUUUGGAAUGCUUUUUUUAAGCUUUAUAAAGAUAUGCAAUAUCCAAAGCUGUGAUUCCUUUGAUUUUUUUAAUGGUUAAAUGAGACUCUUUCAAAUAUGUGUUUUUUCCAAAUGCAUGGAAGAAACCUAUGUUACAUUUUCGGAUGCUCUACUUUGAUAAAAAGUGGUAUUUGAGUUAAAACAAAGUGAGAAGGACAGAAUCAUGACUUUAAUGCUAUUUCCCUACCCCCUGUAAGGAAAGUCACGAGCAGACUUUUCCCAAUUUAACACAAUUGCAGUUUUUAUGAUUAUGUUUGAUUAUGAUAUGCACCAUGAUAUAAAACCAAUUAUAAUUUAUUUGUUUUUGUAUUUUUACUU